AUGCUAUCUAGGAAGAGACAGACUAUAACAGGGAAGCAGGUAGUAGAGAGAGUUAAGAAUAUUAAGCCCAGCAAGACCAGAAAAAUUAUUCGCCGGUUCCAUUUGUUAAUAUCUAAAAGAAAGGCAAUCGUUGGCAAGUUGAAGAUAAAGAACAUCGGAGAUAACGAUGAAGAGAGCAAUGUUAUAAGCAUUAGAAAACAACUGAAUGGCCGUGAACUAAAAAUGUAUAACGAAGGGUUCAGCAACGACAAGGCGGAUGAGCGCGAGAAACAGUUACUAAAGGUAAAAGUCACCGAUGACCGUUAUGAAUUGAUUGCUUUACUCGGGUACAUCAUGAAUGAAAUAGUGAAUAAAGGUGGGUUAAGUAACUACCAAUCUGCAAGCAGAGUAGGCCAAGACAAUAAACGUGGUGGGGACUCUUCGAAAUUAUUGGUGAAGUGGCUACUAGACGACCUGCAGUUGACCUCGAUCGACCGAGUAUUAGAAAUCGGAUGUUUGAGUUCGCAGAAUCAUAUCAGUAAGUUUAAGAUAGUGAAUGGCAUUGAGCGCAUUGAUUUACAAAAUAUCAACAAUGAUAAGAAAAUAUUAAAACAAGAUUUCAUGGAAAGACCAUUACCUAAGGGUCCUGAAGAGAAGUUCGAUUUAAUUUCAUGUUCGUUAGUAUUAAAUUUCGUAAAUACACCACUGGAUAGAGGACGAAUGCUUCUCCGAUUCAAUGACUUCCUUUUGGAUAGAGGGUACGUCUUCAUCGUAUUACCAUUACCAUGUUUAAAUAACUCCAGAUACAUGAACAGUGACACCUUCUGCCAAUUGAUGAAACACUUGGGCUUUGAGAAAUUACAAUACACAGAGACUCAUAAGAUUUGUUACAUGUUAUUCCAACGAACUAUGGGGUAUUCCCCAAACUGUAACUCGGUCAGCACCUUCUCUCGUAAGACGAAACUCUCUGAUAAGCCCGGCAUGAACAAUUUUACAAUUUUACUUCCUUGA
Messenger RNA from Tetrapisispora phaffii CBS 4417, 990 nucleotides. RefSeq names its product 25S rRNA (adenine2142-N1)-methyltransferase (gene BMT2). The record is from RefSeq and is a predicted model, not a curated record. The coding region runs from base 1 to 990 and encodes 329 amino acids. Gene Ontology annotation, cellular component: nucleolus. The transcript has a single exon. Gene Ontology annotation, molecular function: rRNA (adenine) methyltransferase activity. NCBI's taxonomy places the organism in Eukaryota, Fungi, Ascomycota, Saccharomycetes, Saccharomycetales, Saccharomycetaceae.